This is a messenger RNA of Acanthocheilonema viteae, 1728 nucleotides long. Lineage: Eukaryota; Metazoa; Nematoda; Chromadorea; Rhabditida; Onchocercidae. The record is from the annotation of a GenBank genome assembly.
AUGCCAUUAAUGACAGAUGAUCUGGAUGUAAAAUAUGGAGUAGUGAAUCAGGAUGAUGUGGCUGACAAGAAGAAACGAAAAAAAUCGAAGGGAAGGACGCUGGAAAUCGAUUUCCCACUUCAUUCGGAUAGGCCAAUUCAAUCAUAUGAAUCUAGCAUUUGUUAUGAUGCAAACAAUCAGAAAGUUUUACCCGCUUAUUCCGCUGACAUUGCUGCAGUGGAAAAUAACUGUUCGGAUGAUAUAAUUAGUCAACUUUUGCCUACUGUCCGAGAUGCUAUGCAGGAAUUUUUGUAUGAUAUUGGCAAUCGUGCUUGUGAAAUAGAAGAAGUCAUUGAAGAACAAUAUCAUCUUUCUAAUUCUGAUACGACAUUGUCACCAAGUAUCUCAUCUUUAUCUAAUACUAAUAAUAAUGAUCAGAUAUUUAUAUUAAUGAAGGAUACUUUGAACAGUACUUCAUGCGCUUCUGUUGCUCAAACUAAACCUCUCUCUGCGAUUACAAAUGACUUCACAAAAUUACCGCAACGAUAUUCAAAUGGAACAGAAACAGUGGGAUCAGAACUUGAUGGUAUAAUUAAUUCUCACCAAAAAGUUAUUGGAGGUGCGAUGGUCCAUAAACGUUUAUCUGCGGAUGAACUGCUUAUUCAACAGAAUGGUGAUAUUUUUUAUGAUCAGAACACUGAGCUGAUGGAUCGAAGGAUGCUCUUACAAGAUGCAAAAUUUCAUUUGGAAAGAAGAUUUAUAGAACAAAGAUUGAAAGAUAUGGAAAAAAGAUAUGAAGAAAGAUUAUCUAAUGUCUCUUUAAUGUUAAGAAAAGCUUAUAAAGAAAUAUUAGAUUUGCGCUUGGGGAAAGCAAAAGCAUUAGCAAAUAAAAGAAUGGGACAGGCUGAACUUGCUUUAAAGCACGCUAAUGUAAUACAUAACAGGAUUGGAGAUGAAACAGUUAAAUCAGAUAUAAAGCAAAUGGUAAGGCAGUGGGAACAGAUACUCAGGGAUUACAAAGCUUGGCAUGCUAAUUUGGAUAGAAUAGUAGAUGGUCAGAAGGCCCAGGUGGAUUCAAACUAUCGUUUUGAUGAGUUGGCCCUUCUUUCGGUUGGUCUUACAUCAUUUUUGAUUCUGUAUCAUUUAACUCGUAUCAGAUUUAUGAAGCUCCUCCGAACAACUUUAACUUUAACUUUCAACGCUAAUGUGAAAAAUAUAUUCCAGCCACCGGAUAAUAUUCCAUGUGCUCCGCAGUUACCUCCUAAUGCUUUGAAGUAUUUUCAACAACUUGAAUUAGAAUGCUGUUCGGGUGAUCUGUCGUCGGAACUUCUUCGAGUAAUUGGUCCGCCGGUUGGCUUUGAAAAGGAAGACGUAGCUGGUAAUCGAUUUGGUGCAAUUGGACAACCCGCUCCUUUACCACAGAGGAAGAUAUUCACGGAAGCACAAAUAAAUAAAUUAGUUGAGAUGACGCUGGAGCAUUUCCAGGAUACUUAUGGGAGCACUUCAAAUUUGAGAGCAGAACAAAUUAAAAAUAUACUAAACGAGCUCGAACGACGCCCUUUAUUGCUUGCAUCGGAUGUAACUUUUUCUUCUGUUCUUUCUCAUGUAAUAAAACGACUUAUGGAAGUAAAUGGUGCUAGCGGUGGAAAAAAUAGCAGUCAACCAGGCACACCGUGUUGGACAUCAUUAUCAUCCGAGCAGUCUGUAACCUUUUCACCUCCUUUCACUGAAGUCGAGAUAGGGAAAUAA